Molecule: messenger RNA, 1176 nt
Organism: Dacryopinax primogenitus
Lineage: Eukaryota; Fungi; Basidiomycota; Dacrymycetes; Dacrymycetales; Dacrymycetaceae
Exons: 7
Coding region: 1-1176 (391 amino acids)
Source: RefSeq, a predicted model, not a curated record
AUGACACAUGAGACCAAUGUAGUGGCAAACAAUGAGCAUACACUAACGCCUGGUGAUCAGACCAAAGAUACACCUAUGGCUGAUGUGUUUGAUGGAUACAAAGAUUUGUCUGGUGUUCAAAUUUCACAGAAGUUUCCAGGGUAUGGUCAUAUGAACCAUCAUUUGUGUGGAUCAGACUGCCCUUGGAAUGCAUUGGUGACAAGCACUUCUGUCAAGCAUGAUAUCCCUGGCCAGGGUUACAAGUUCAUCAUCAGAGUGGCGAAGAAGGUCAACAUGGACAAAAACAAGAUUAUGACUGCUCACAGGGCAUUGCCGUUGUUUGAUGAAGUCAAGGUCAUUCACAAGGGGAUGCACACACUGGAUGGGGCUGGCCCUUCCAACAGACAAUGUGGAUUCACCAAAGCCAAAGAUGAUGACACCAGCAAGAUAAUGAGGGAGAAGAUUGUUAUGUUCGACAAGCUCACUCCAAAGGAGCUGGAAGCAAGGGAACUUUCUUUGGCGAGAGUCCAAGCACAGGAUGAUGAUGAUCAAACCUAUUGCACACCCAGCAAGCAGGGCACUUCAAAGAAUAUGAUGCCCAGCCAUGGUGGAAUGGUGAACAGGUUGCAGGAAGCUACCACACUGGGAAAAGUCAAUGAUACAUUGCCUGUCAAAGUGUUGAAGAUGCAAUUGCACACAGACAGGAACAGCAGCAAAGGCAAACCAACAAACAACACCAACACUGAUACUGAAAAUGGCAAGAUGACCAAUUUUACAAACAUCACCAAGACUACAAAAACAAAAUUGUCACAUGCCAUGGAUUUUUCCACUGAUACCGACAACAUCACAAAGUCUGGCAUUAACUCUUCAUCCAUGAGGGUGAAGAAAAGGACAAUGAGCAUGCACCCUAGUAUCAACACAUCUGGUCUGGACAGCGAUCAAGAAUGGAACCAGAUAUCUCCUCUCACAAAGAUGAAGACUGCCAAAGAAACCAAAGCACAACACAAUGGCCUGUGCACCAGGUCCCAAUCAAGGUCUCAAAAGAAGGAUCCCCUCACGAUAAUCUGGAAAAUGGAAAGUACCAUCAAUAUGCUGAAAGAGAAACAUUCUGAGGUUAGAUUUGGAACUCUCAUCAAUCAUCUCAAAGAUCUGGCUACUAUCCUCAGUGGCGAGUUGAAGGAGAAGAAACAUAAAUGA